CCGAUCAGCUGAUUUUUGUUUUGAUUCUCGAGGAAAGGUCAUGCGUUAGUCCCUUCAAAAGAACUCUUAAUCAAUCAGAAUUCCGAAGAAACAAGAGCAAAACGAAGGGAGCGGGGAUAAGUAGACUUCCAGCAUCUGCUCUAAAUGUGUAAUGCGUUAUCGAUGUCUAUAAAUAGUGCAACGACGUCCAAAAUGAAGCGGAUUCUUGGUAGACUCUCAUACGUGUCGGAGGUUGGCAGAAAAAGAAUUAAUACUAUUCGUGAUCAUAAUUCUUCUGUGAAAACUCUUCGUCCUACAUCCUCUCGCGAAGAGUAUGCACAGUCUGCUCUUGCGCAGCGGAAUAUUUUUAGCUUUAUGUCCAAAGAGCAGUUGCAAACUCCACCCGCUCCAUUGCAAAUUCGGCGCUACGCCUCCAACUUGUCACAGGAGAAUUGCAACUCCGGGAGGCUUCUAGAGUACUUGCACUUCCACCAGGAGACCAGUGUGGAAACCCGAGAAGCUGUCUCGUCAUCCUUUGUAGUUCUGAGAGACUUUGUUACGGAAGAAGAGGAAAAAACGCUCUUAAAAGAAGUUGAACCACAUUUGAAGAGACUGCAUUAUGAACACGACCACUGGGAUGAUGCAAUACAUGGCUUUCGAGAAACAGAGAGGUCCAAGUGGGGGAAAGCCUCGUCAAAGAUCCUGGCCAAGUUGCAAGAAUUUGCUUUUCCUAACCAAGAUGAAAAGUUGGCUCUGGUGCACAUCCUGGAUCUAGCCAAGACUGGAGUGAUUAAGCCUCAUGUCGACAGCAUCAGGGGACGCAUCUCGAUACAACUACACUCACGAGGUCCUGGGAGAGAAGGAAUCCUAUUUCGGUUCAGUGCCAGUGCCAAGGGAAAGGAGGAUCUCUAUCAUGUGCCGCAAUUACCCGAGAGAGGAGGAUGUGUCCUAAUAUGGGAGAAGGUAAUGAGAAGAGGUAUGUGUUUUCUUUAUUUUAUUUAUGGAGAUGGGGUUCUUAGGAUAAACUUCUUCAGAAUACCCUUUCCACUAUUUCUGGUUUUAAGAAUGCAAAUUGCUUAACACCAGACUAAGGUUGCAUGAAAACGGAUUGUAGGAAUGCACGUUUGAUGGAAACAGAUUGUAAGAUUGCCCGUUGUUUGAAAAUAGGUUUUAAGAAUUCAUUUUGCAGUUAUAAUGGGUGUAGAAUUAUUGCCUUUUGAAAUAAGUUCCUGUCACUUUUUAAUUUCAUUCCGACUGUUUUAGAAGCCCUAUAGAAUGUUAAAGUGUCACAAUGUGUUAUUCUCAUAAUUAUCAAAAUAUAAAAAGUUAUAUGCAUUUACUGUAUUCCUUUCUGCCUCGGAGGCUUUUAAUUUGCAACCCCUUACUUUGCAAGAGAUAUCAGAGAAAAUCCAGAUACGACUUGUACAAUGCGAAUAAUGUAUAUCUUCCAUGUAAUAGCGAUUUGCAAUUGGUUGCGAUAUAAGUUAGGGCAGGAAGUAAAACUUGGCAUAUCAUUUAGGUCCCUAGUUUAGAAUGCCUUUUCGCCGUGCGCCGUCCACGUCACGAUGUUUUGCCAAAUAACCAAAAUUGUUUAUAGAUUCUUCCACACGUCAAGACCGCUCUCUGGAAUACACGACGAUGGGUCUUGGACGGUGCAUCUGAAAGUGGCCAAUUCGUGACUCACUGAACUUCUUGUGAUUUCAGAGAUUCGGCCACACAAGGUUAAUAGACAGUUACUUCUCAUUUCUGUUGUUUGCUAUGAAAACAACAGUACAGGAAAUGUACUGACCGUCUUGUAUAGAUUAACUGCAAACUGAAAAGGGUGUUGGUGAGGAAUAAUCAGAACAUCAAAAUCCUGCCUAUGUAAUUGUAAGAUUGUGUGUGUGUAUGUGUGUGUGUGUGUGUGUGUGUGUGUGUGUGUGUGUGUGUGUGUGUGUGUGUGUGUGUGUGUGUGUGUGUGUGUGUGUGUGUGUG
Messenger RNA from Penaeus chinensis, 1953 nucleotides. Its product is annotated as alpha-ketoglutarate-dependent dioxygenase alkB homolog 7, mitochondrial-like. Lineage: Eukaryota; Metazoa; Arthropoda; Malacostraca; Decapoda; Penaeidae. Bases 145 to 1059 code for a protein of 304 amino acids. Gene Ontology annotation, cellular component: mitochondrial matrix. The transcript has 3 exons. Gene Ontology annotation, biological process: fatty acid metabolic process; DNA damage response. The record is from RefSeq and is a predicted model, not a curated record.